This is a messenger RNA of Fusarium keratoplasticum, 552 nucleotides long. RefSeq lists its product as uncharacterized. The transcript is spliced from 2 exons. The record is from RefSeq and is a predicted model, not a curated record. NCBI's taxonomy places the organism in Eukaryota, Fungi, Ascomycota, Sordariomycetes, Hypocreales, Nectriaceae. The coding region runs from base 1 to 552 and encodes 183 amino acids.
AUGCAAAUUAAGAGUCUCCUCCUUGCGCCCCUCGUCGCCAGCGGCCUAGUUACUGCGACUCCCUCGCCCAGCAAGCCAUAUCGCUUUGAGGCACUUGCUUUGCGCUCUGCCACCGACAUCCACUUUGCUGUCGUUCAGGCUGCCCACAGCAGCAUCUUUUUGAAGCUUCCCCAGCAGAAAGCGACAUGUGAGAAGAAGACAGAUAACUCUGCCACUUUCUCGAUCGUCAAUGGCGAGCUGUUCCUUUACGGUAAAACACGACAGCAGAUCUACGUUGACCGAUCAGGAAUGGGUCAGGGAAAAAUUGGAUAUACCACUGGUACCCAGUCCGCUCCACGCAAUGCGGAACGCAAGGGUUGGGCCAUCGACAAGGACGGCGAUUUAUCUUUCAAGGGCAAGAACUUGGUUGCAUGCCCCCACAGUGUCGAUGGAGCAUGGAGUGUUUGGGUUUCAACUGGAAUCAAAACACCUGGAGGCAACAAGGGCUGCUUGGAAUUUCUGCCCAGAACAGCAGAGAUCAAGAACCCCAUUAGUUGCAAGUACACUCAGUAA